AUGGCGCGUGCCGCUGCCCUCGCGCUGCUCCUUGGUGCCACCGAAGGCGCGCUCAACCUCCGGGACCGGCGGCUCGACGAGGCGGACGUGGACCUCGGCUGCAUCUUCGACUGCGACUGGGUCCAGGGGGACGACGUCAACGUGUGCGUCUCCUUCGACAGCGAGGAGGACUGUUCGUCGGACUGCACCGAAGACGUCGUCGACUGGCUCACGGAGGCGUGCACCGCGGGCUACAAUUGCCUCGCGGACUGCGCCUGGCUCCAGUACUCCUACUCCUACGACUUGUGCGAGUACUACGACCCGGACGACGACUGCGUCCAGGACUGCGACGAGGAGACGACGGCGGAGCUCGCGAUCUGCACCGCCUACGCGUGCGCCGACGACUGCGACGAGGACUGCCAGAACUUCUUCGACGGCGAAUGCGGCACGACGUGCACGGAGGACGAGUACGCGCUGGUGCUGGAGAUGUGCAGCGGCGGCGGCGGGUCCUACUCGUAUUCCUACGACGACGUGCCGGCGUGCCUCGACGACUGCGACAACGACUGCGACGUCUUCCUCGCGGGCCGCUGCGGCCUAUCGUGCACGGAGGACGAGGCCAUGUGGGCGGAGGAUUCGUGCGCCGGCGGGUCCUACUCCUACUCCUACGCCGAGUACGACGGCGAGUGCUCGAAGUACUGCGCGAGCGACAGCUGCGAGAACGGCUGCCCCGUCGAGGACGACGACGACCGCGACGGCUACGGGUCGUGCCCGUCGACGUGCGACGAGGCGACGCCGGCCGUCGACGACGGCAUGGCCUACACGACGACGACCGUCGACGACGCCAUGGCGCGGUCCGUGGACGGCGGCUGCGUCGACUCGGCCCUCUGGCACAAGAUCGGCGCGCCGGCCAAGGACUGCGCGUGGGUCGCGAACUACGCCGCGCGCUGCGCCGUCAAGGGCGAGGAGGACGGCCACCUGGGCAAGAGCCUCGCGUCCUACGCGUGCCCGGCGGCCUGCGGCACGACGUGCGGUGACAGCAGCUCCUGGUACAAGCGCGGCGACCCGACGAAGACGUGCCAGUGGGUCGCCGCCUGGCCCGACGCGCGCUGCCUCGUCAAGGGCGAGGACAAGCCGCCCGCGCACGCUCCCACAGCGAUGGUGCGGCCCGAGGCCGUCGCGGCGCUCGGCGCCGAGGGCAUGGCCAAGGUCUGCGAGCUCUCCGAGGAGCAGAUGGCCGCCGCCGCCGAGGAGUGCGAGGCCGAGCGCGUCGCGGAGUUGGAGCGGCAAAAGUCCAUGGGCACGCUCAUGCUCGGCGUCGCCCUCGCGAGCUUCUACUUCAUGUGGCUCCAGGGCAUCGUGCCGCCGCACCUCGACUGGGCCGCGCAGCGCCUCGGGUUCGCGCGCUUCGCGCGCGUCGAGGACCUGUCCGCCGCGCUCGGCCUCGCGAAGGGCCGGCCCGCGGAGCUGUGA
This is a messenger RNA of Aureococcus anophagefferens, 1449 nucleotides long. RefSeq lists its product as hypothetical. The transcript is spliced from 3 exons. Bases 1 to 1449 code for a protein of 482 amino acids. The record is from RefSeq and is a predicted model, not a curated record. NCBI's taxonomy places the organism in Eukaryota, Pelagophyceae, Pelagomonadales, Pelagomonadaceae.